Molecule: messenger RNA, 1027 nt
Organism: Prunus avium (sweet cherry)
Lineage: Eukaryota; Viridiplantae; Streptophyta; Magnoliopsida; Rosales; Rosaceae
Source: RefSeq, a predicted model, not a curated record
UUGACUUGAAUUUGAACAGGUGUAGUAGAACUGUGAAUGAUGUCAAGACCUGUGUUGCUUGUUUUUCUGCUUAUUGUUCUCAUAAUCACUUCCCAGUUUGAGUGGAGGCAACCACUUGUGGUUGACCUUGACGCAACUCCAAGCAUCUCCCAAAAGCAGAAUCAGAUCUCAAAUAGGGAAGAAGCCGUAAAAGAGAAGGUGACAAGUCUCUUCCUAAUUCCAGUUUUCUUUUUGUAUUUGAUUAUAAAAUGGAGAUGUUUAUUGUGCAAAAUCUUUCUUGAACUUUAUGAUGAGCUGCGUAUUGUAUAUUUUCUUUCAUUAGCUGGAAUGCUCGUUGAUAUUACGUGAAACGGAAAUUGUAUGUUUUUUAUCAGUUAGUCUUAGUUAACUGCAAGCAUGUGAUUUCAUUUGUUUGUGUUUCUUUUUUAUCCUAUUUCAUUUCAUAAGGUUUAAAACUCAUAUGGAAGUUGCAACCCGAACCCAAUUACAUCCCUGAUUCUACCCCCAGCCCCAACAAAAACCACUUCGUGUUCUCCUUUCACUUCCCCUCUUAGCAAAUGUGAGAUCUAAUACUUUAGUUUUGCUGUUCACUAACCACCAGCAAUGUUUAUUUCCAUCCCCCUAUUAUUAGUUUGUGAGUAGAUGAAGCUAGUUAACUUGCAUCUGUAGCAUUAACUAAAACAAGCAUGAAGGUCUUCUCCUCGAGACAAAAACAUUUAUGUAGGUUUAUUUUGACCGUAUAUAGAUUGCUUGAAUAAAAUUGGAAAGCAAUAAGGUAGUAUCAAGAAAGAAGCAUCUUUUGAGCGUAAGUCAUAGUUAUACAUUCUCCACACUUUUUUUCCGUUAGUAGAUUAGAUUCCUAUCCGUACUUCUGCUUUAUUUGACCUGUAGGGGUCGUUUGGUACGGCGGAUUAUCAUGGACUGGACUAAAUCCUGGGACUAUCUUGGAUUAGCUCGGAUUGGCCUAAACUGGAUUAGGUACUGACCUACGUUUGGUGAUGUGUCUGACUAAGAAGCUGGAUUGUAA